AUGCUGGUUUCAUUGUUACUGACUACUUUAAAUACUUCACCUGUUUUUGGAUGCGAACACUUUCCACUGUCAGAUGAGAACCUGACCACUGCUAUCACAGAAUAUCCAGAAGGACAUAGACCAAAACGCGAUACACCUAACUGGGAUUGGAUACGAAUUGAGACUGAAUAUGAUCAAUCAUUCAACUUACUUAGUGAAGAAAAACAGGAGCUACUCGAAGAUCUCAUCACAAACGCCCGUGACUAUUUCGAGACGACCAUAAAAGUACAACGGCUUAGUUCAAUCCAACUGCAACCGACCUGCAAAGGAGAAGGUUAUAUUGUCAAUGGUCAUAUUGAAUGUGACUAUGACUGUGAAAAGCGGUGCGGAAAGGCUAUAGCAUCACCUCUGGCACAUUAUUUCACAAAUUGCCGUUGUACAAAACAGGAUUGUGAGACGAAACAGAAGAAUUGGGGAGGAAAGUUGCGAGAUGCGGAUUUCGUCCUAUUUGUGUUAGUCAGUAACGAAAGAUGUACCAGUAUGACGCUGGCCUACGCUGCUCACUGUUCGUUGGACAAACAAACAAACAGACCUGUUGCCGGAUUCGUGAAUGUUUGUCCUAAUGCGUUCAAUAAUAUGAAAUCGAACGAUGUAACCCAGUGGGAGGCUACUAUUAAGCAUGAACUUAUACACGCUUUUGUGUUUUCAACAACGCUCUAUACGAAGUACCAAGGAAUAACAAGAACUUCAACAAAAGAAGGAUCAAUGGUUUUAGUCCCAGGAGUAAUUGAACGAUUCAAACGUGUGGACUGGGAAAGCGCUGCAGGCAUAGUUUCUCAUGACGUCUACAUGAUGGUAACACCAAAAGUAAGAGAAGAAGCACGGAAACAUUUCCAGUGUCCAGAUUUGGAGGGUGCCGAAAUAGAAAAUCAAGGUGGUCCUGCAACUGCAGGUGUUCAUUGGGAGAAACGCGUCUUCGAGAAUGAAGCAAUGACUGGUGUGGCUACACAAGUGUACGCGCUUAGUCGCAUAACACUGGCUCUUUUCGAGGAUUCUGGAUGGUACCAAGUGAAUUACAACAAAGCGGAACCAAUGUCGUGGGGUCAUGAGUUAGGAUGCAAAUUUGCGAAGCAAAGUUGUCUAACAUGGAUGAGAACAAAUCCGAACAACCCGUAUCCAUUUUGUACCGUAGUCGGAGACAAGAGAUGUAGCACGAAUCGCAGAGCGAAGGUCACCUGCAAUUUGAUGACAGAUUCUAUGAACGUAUCUUCAGAAUAUGACUACAAUGUUCCCAAUCUGUAUCGGGAUCUAGACGGACAUUCAGUGCACGGUUAUGGUAAUCUUCCGACGGCAGACUAUUGUCCUUAUUACAGGGUUUAUGGCGACUUCUCUUCACAAGAUAAAGGCAGCGACACACGUUGCACGUAUCCGGACAACAUGAAUUACAACAAUUAUUCUCUUGAGAUUUUCUCACCGACAGCGCAGUGUUUUCAACUUGAUGGUGGUAUUAAGAUUAAACACGAACGUGGAGUACGAAUAUGGAUGCAUUCUACCAUUUGCAAACGAAAUCUGCUCUUCAUUAAAACGCAAAACUCAAAAUUCUAUCCAUGUUAUCAUGGAGGACAAUUAAUACACGUGGAAAAGAGAGUCUAUGGUGUUGGCACGGUAACAACGCGAAUCAUCUGUCCUUCAUGCACUGAAAUGUGCGGAAAGAAGUUCUGUGCACCAGAAAGAAUCGUCGCUGAACGAAUUGGUGAUCCAACAAGAGGAUCAAACGAGCCUUCAGAAGAGAAUGUGAGCAUCGCAUUCACCGAAUAUCCGCCGGAACCUCGUCCAAAACGUAGCACACCGCUAUGGGAAUCGAUACGGAUAGAAACUGAAUAUGAUCCGUCGAUUUAUCUAUUAAGUAAAAGUAAACAAGAAACGCUCAAGGAUCUUAUCACAGCCGCACGUGAUUACUUCGAAAGCACAUUGAAAGUCCAACGUCUUUUUUCGUUACAGCUGAGAUCCAAAUGUAAAAAUUCCGAAGGGUUGAACCUUGGCGGUGUGACCUAUUGCCAGGACGAUUGCGCGAAACGAUGUGGAGAUGCACGUGCAUCAAAAGAAGCACAAUAUUUCUCGGAGUGCGUCUGCAACGGUCCCUGUGAAACGGAGCAAGGAAACUGGGGAGGAGUUUUACGCAACGCAGACUUUGUCUUUUUUGUCUCCGUAGACGGACGCAAAUGUGACCAAAGAACUAUGGCUUUCGCUUCUCAUUGUGCAUAUGAUGAGUAUUCGCGUCGGCAAAAUGAGAAGAGAGAAAUUCACGGCCCUGUACACUUUCGUGAUGCGCGUGAAUUCGAUCAUCACUUCUGUCAUGGGGGUUUUCAAUUCGUUCUGAAACUCAAGACGCACGGAUAUCCAAAACGAAGCCUCAUAUCCGUAACGAGAUGCUCUUCGUUGUCUUUGGACUCUUCUUUUGGUACCGCCUUUACCGUCAGAGCUGCAUUCAGACCAGUUGCCGGAUUUGUGAAUAUCUGUCCUCUUGCAUUCAACCACAUGAAGGCUAAGGACCUCUCCAAAUGGGAAGCGGUAAUCAAACACGAGCUUAUACAUGCUCUUGUGUUCUCCAGAGUGCUCUUUUCAACCUUCCAAGGGAUUCUGCGUUACACAGAAAGGGUAGGUCACAUGGUUUUGGUGUCAGGGGUGACUGAACGAUUCAGACGAUUGGAUUGGGAAACCGCUACAGGCAUAGUCUCACAUGAUGUAUUCAUGGUCGUGACACCUAAAGUACGAGAGGAAGCCCGAAAAUAUUUCAACUGUCCUGACCUUGAAGGAGCCGAGCUCGAAGAUCAAGGAGGUGCAGGAACAGCUGGUGUGCACUGGGAAAAGCGUGUACUCGAAAAUGAAGCAAUGUCAGGAGUUACUACGCAAGUGUAUGCGCUAAGUCGUAUAACAUUAGCACUUUUCGAAGAUUCUGGAUGGUAUGAAGUAAAUUACGACAAGGCUGAACCAAUGUCAUUUGGACGUGGAUUGGGUUGUGGGUUUGCCAAACAAAGUUGCUUAACCUGGAUCAGAAGAAAUGCACAUAAUCCAUACCCAUUUUGUAACGUGUUAGAUGACUCAAGAUGUAGCGGAAAUCGAAAGGCGAAAGUUCGUUGCAACUUGAUGACUGGUUUAAAGAAUGUUUUUAGUCAUUAUGAUUAUAACAUUCGAAAUGUGUACCGUGAUAAAAAAGGACGUCCUAUUCAUGGUCAUGGCGAUCUCUCCAUAUCGGAUUACUGCCCAUAUUACAAGGAAUACGGCGAAUAUUCAAGCGAAGGCAAGCACGCCGACACGAGGUGUACAAUUCCAGAAAACAUGAUGUACAACAAUUACUCAUUGGAGAUUUUCUCUCCAUCGGCUCGCUGUUUUGAUUUGGAUGAUGGCAUUACAAUUGAGAAUGAAAUUGAGAAAACAACAUGGUUGCACUCUGUCGGAUGUUAUGAAGCGAUUUGCGAGAACAAUCUAGUGUUCAUUAAAACACAGAAAUCAAAAUUCUAUCCUUGUUACAAGAAAGGACAGCUUAUACAUGUGAAAAAAAGGUUAAUUGGGAUCGGCACGGUUUCGACUCGAAUCGUCUGCCCAUCUUGUACCGAACUCUGCGGAAGAGAGAACUGUUCGCCAGAGCGAGCCGUGUGGAUGCUCACUUUCUUCCUUCUCGCUAACCUCUUCUCACCACUCCACGCAUGUGACUAUCGGCCGCCCACUGACGACGAAAUAUCCACUGCAAUAACGGAAUACCCAGAUGGUCGUCGUCCAAAACGUGACAUACCUUUGUGGGACUGGAUACGUAUCGAAACCGUCUAUGAUCAAACAUUUUAUUUACUUACCGAAGAAAGGCAAAAGACUCUUGUGGAACUUAUCGUGAAUGCUCGUGAUUAUUUUGAAAGCACAAUAAUGGUACAACGGUUGAGUUCCAUUCAGUUACCCCCAUCAUGUAAAAUGAAAAAACAUCGCACCGUGAACAACACUGUCACUCAAUGCAAGUAUGACUGCGAAAAAAGGUGCGGAAGAGCGCUGGCACCGACCACAGCGAAAUUCUUCUCGGAAUGUAAGUGUGUUGAAGGACCGUGCGAAACCAACCAAACAGAUUGGGGAGGUAAACUAACGAAUGCAGAUUUUAUCCUGUUCGUAUCACUGAACGAAGAUGGUUGUGCAAGAACUGUUCUCGCAUUUGGCUCUCAUUGUUCGAUCGACCCAUAUACUCAGAGACCAGUUGCUGGUUUUGUGAAUAUCUGCCCAUAUUCCUUCACUAACAUGAAAAAUUAUGAGAUUAACCAGUGGGAGGCCACUCUAAAACACGAACUUAUUCAUGCUUUUGUUUUCUCAGGAUCUCUCUAUCCAAAAUUCAAGGGAGCAAAAGGAGGUCCAAAAAGACAGGGAAGAAUGGUUCUAGUGCCAGGUGUGCUCGAACGUUUUGAGCGAAAAAAUUGGGAAACUGCCAAAGGAAUGGUUAGUCAUGAGGUCUUCAUGAUGGUCACACCGAAGGUGAGAGAAGAAGCGCGAAAGUUCUUUGGGUGCCCGGAUUUGGAAGGUGCCGAGAUUGAAAGUCAGGGAGGCGCUGGAACAGCUGGUGUUCAUUGGGAAAAACGUGUGUUUGAAAACGAAGCGAUGAGUGGCAUCAGUACACAAGUGCAUGCAUUAAGCCGUCUCACACUUGCACUUUUUGAAGAUUCUGGAUGGUAUCGGGCAAAUUACGACAAAGCCGAAGAAAUGUCAUGGGGUCGUAACUUAGGAUGUCGUUUUGCGAAACAAAGUUGUCUAACUUGGAUGAGGACACAUCUUCGCGAUACGUACCCUUACUGUAAUGUCCUUGAUGAUACAAGAUGUAGUCAUGGCCGAAAAGCGAAGGUUCGCUGUAAUUUGUUUGCUGGAACAAACCAGAUACCGCCUGAAUUCGACUAUAAUAUUAAAAAUUUGUACCGAAAUAGCACUGGUCAUUCUAUAUGGGGCUACGGACAUGUUGCUGCUGCAGAUUUCUGCCCUUAUUACAGAGUUUUUGGCGAUAUUUCAAAAGAAGAUUCUGAUACUCGUUGUACUCUCCCGGAUAACAUGAACUACAACAAUUAUUCGUUAGAGAUCUUCUCCCCAUUAUCUCGUUGUUUUGAAUUGGACGAUGGUAUAAGGAUCGAAAAUGAACGGGGUGCUACCAAAUGGUUGCAUACGGUUGGAUGUUAUGAGAACAGCAUGAUUUCGCGAGGCUACGUGGCGCGUCCCCGGGUGGCGGAUAGGGGUCUAAUCGCGGGACAAAACCGACCUUGUGCCUGCCCAGAGACUCGGGUGGAUUCAGGAGAUGGACUCCCUGUUUCUGCUAAGCCAGGACUGACUCAUGACAUCGUUGUAUCCCGCACGUCGGUCCGGCCAAAAGCCUGCAAUCAAAUGACUGGGAGGUGCAAGGGAGGCGGUUUGGAGUCGCCUCCAACAAAUAGGCUCCACAUGCCCACUCCGGGAGAACGUAAUAGAAAAGAGCCUCCUGAUUCCGGAGGAAAGCCUGGUACGGUAGCGCCAGGAAGGACGGGGUUGCAGAAGUCAUAUAGGCUACCGAAAUGGAAAAGGACUAGGAUGACGAUCUGUACCUAUAACGCACGUACGCUUGCAUCGGAAGCGGCCAUCGAACAUCUGAUGAUGCUCAAGAUCAAAUACGACGUCAUCGGACUGACCGAGACGAGACGACGUCACCCUCUACACGCCGUAUAUGAAACUGGAGAAGAACUGUUUUUGGGAACAUGCGACAGUAGAGGUGUUGGUGGAGUUGGCGUCCUCGUCAAUACGAGAACGGCAAAGAACGACAUUUCAACGUCAAAGUUGGCCCAAGAAGAACGGCUGAGGAACUUCACAUCAGGACCCACGGCCUACAAUGGAAUGACCAGGAGGAGAGGCUCUCCGAGUUCAUCAUGA
Molecule: messenger RNA, 5898 nt
Organism: Necator americanus (New World hookworm)
Lineage: Eukaryota; Metazoa; Nematoda; Chromadorea; Rhabditida; Ancylostomatidae
Exons: 49
Coding region: 1-5898 (1965 amino acids)
Biological process (GO): cell adhesion; proteolysis
Cellular component (GO): cytoplasm; membrane
Molecular function (GO): metalloendopeptidase activity
Source: RefSeq, a predicted model, not a curated record